Molecule: messenger RNA, 999 nt
Organism: Selaginella moellendorffii
Lineage: Eukaryota; Viridiplantae; Streptophyta; Lycopodiopsida; Selaginellales; Selaginellaceae
Product: probable xyloglucan endotransglucosylase/hydrolase protein 23
Exons: 4
Coding region: 1-882 (293 amino acids)
Biological process (GO): xyloglucan metabolic process; cell wall biogenesis
Cellular component (GO): cell wall; apoplast
Molecular function (GO): xyloglucan:xyloglucosyl transferase activity; hydrolase activity, hydrolyzing O-glycosyl compounds
Source: RefSeq, a predicted model, not a curated record
AUGGCUGGUCUUGUCAUUUUUUCUUUGCUAAUCUCUGUGGUCUCAUACUGCAGCAAUGCGAAACUCAGUGACAACGUCGACAUUACCUGGUCUGCAGAUCAUGUUGAUAGAGCAAAUGAAGGGACUGAGCUCCUACUCAAGCUUGACAAUUCAUCUGGGUCCGGCUUCAAAUCCAAGGAGCAGUACAUGUUUGGAACCAUCAGCAUGGAGAUCAAACUCGUGCCUGCCGAAUCUGCUGGUACUGUGACGUCCUUCUAUUUGCAAACGGACUCCACCCCCAGUAUUGGACCAGAUUACUACGAGUACGACUUCGAGUUCCUUGGAAACGUGUCCGGGGAGCCUUACAUCGUCCAGACGAAUGUUUACGCCGGAGGCAAAGGUGGCCGAGAGCAGCGCAUUUACUUGUGGUUUGAUCCCACGGCGGACUUCCACACAUACACCAUGUCCUGGACCAAGCAACACACAGUGUUUUUGGUGGAUUCGACUCCCGUGAGAGUUUUCAAGAACAAUGAAGAGAAUGGCAUUCCUUACCCCUCCAAGAAUCCCAUGACGAUGCGCUCUAGCCUGUGGAGUGGGGAAGAUUGGGCUACGCGAGGUGGGCUCGUGAAAACCAACUGGAACCACGCUCCCUUCAUCGCUUCCUUCCGGAACUUCAUUGCCGAUGCCUGUGUUGUCUCUCAGGGUCAGGGUCAGGGUGGCGAUGAUUCCUCGUGCUCUAAAUUUCUGCCAAGUUCUUCUGCAAGCUCCUUUAGCUCUGCCAAAAUGGAAGGCAACCUUGGAUCCGAAAAGCUAGGCUGGGUGAGGAAGAAUUACAUGAUUUACGACUAUUGCACUGAUGCUCUCCGAUAUCCAUCACCUCCACCUGAGUGUUUUCUCAUUUAAUUGUAGUGAUCUUAAAGUGUCUUCUCAUUUGAUUGUAAAGAACUUCAAGUGAUCUUAAAAUUGUGGAUCAUUUUUCUUAUAUAUUAUACAUUGGUGUUUACAUUUUGGAGUAAUAUU